AUGACGGCGCAGGCUGCGGAGGAGCUCGCCACCCAGAUCGAGCAGCAGAAGCUCGAGGAGCAGAAGACCGAGGCAGAGGAGGUUGUGGUGGAGGAUGAGGACGAUGAUGACGAUGACGAUGACGAUGACGAUGACGCCAAGGAUGAUGAUGAAUUGGAUGGACAAGAAGGGGAUGCCAGUGGCAAGUCCAAGCAAAGCAGGAGUGAGAAGAAGAGCCGCAAGGCCAUGCUGAAGCUUGGCAUGAAGCCCAUAACUGGUGUCAGCCGCAUCACUGUGAAGAAAAGCAAGAAUAUGCUUUUUGUCAUCUCCAAGCCAGAUGUGUUCAAGAGCCCAAAUUCAGACACCUACGUCAUAUUUGGCGAGGCCAAGAUCGAGGACCUCAGCUCUCAGCUGCAGACCCAGGCUGCAGAACAGUUCAAGGCUCCUGACUUGAGCCAAAUGAUCUCGAAGCCUGAGACAUCUGGUCUGGGUCAGGAGGACAAUGAGGAGGAGGUUGACGAAACUGGUGUUGAGGCCAAGGACAUUGAGCUGGUCAUGACCCAGGCAUCUGUUUCGAGGCCCAAGGCUGUCAAGGCUCUCAAGGCUUCUAAUGGGGACAUCGUCACUGCCAUUAUGGAGCUGACUAAUUAG
Miscanthus lutarioriparius is the source of this 630-nucleotide messenger RNA. Lineage: Eukaryota; Viridiplantae; Streptophyta; Magnoliopsida; Poales; Poaceae. The record is from the annotation of a GenBank genome assembly.